This is a messenger RNA of Solea senegalensis (Senegalese sole), 4115 nucleotides long. It is a transcript of the gene plod1a, whose product is annotated as procollagen-lysine, 2-oxoglutarate 5-dioxygenase 1a. Gene Ontology annotation, biological process: peptidyl-lysine hydroxylation. The record is from RefSeq and is a predicted model, not a curated record. Gene Ontology annotation, molecular function: iron ion binding; L-ascorbic acid binding; procollagen-lysine 5-dioxygenase activity. Gene Ontology annotation, cellular component: endoplasmic reticulum. Lineage: Eukaryota; Metazoa; Chordata; Actinopteri; Pleuronectiformes; Soleidae. The coding region runs from base 128 to 2320 and encodes 730 amino acids. The transcript has 19 exons.
GCGGCGCUGUAGAGAGAGACUUCUAGAUCAAACUUCGCCUCCUCUCCAGUCCAGUCUUCACGUUGUCGACCACGGUGGUGGUUCAUACCCGUUCACAUCAGUCCAGGACCCGUCUCAAGGCUCAGAGAUGAGACUCGGGUGGUUUCUGUUGUUUUUCUGUCCUCUGCUUCUUCUCCCUGUAACAGUCAGUGAAGAGCAGCGAGUCCCUGGAGAUAAACUUCUGGUCGUGACAGUUGCAACCAAAGAGACAGACGGCUUCAGGCGUUUCUUGAGGUCGGCCGAACACUUCAACUACACCGUCAAGGUUCUUGGUCAGGGUGAGACAUGGAGAGGAGGCGACUACAUGUCGGCUCCAGGAGGAGGUCAGAAGGUGCGACUCCUCAAAGCGGCUCUGGGAGAAAUGAAGGAUGAGGACAAAGUCAUCCUUUUUAUUGACAGCUAUGAUGUGGUCUUUGCCUCGGGGCCCAAAGAGCUGCUCAAGAAGUUCCAGCAGGCCAAACACAAGGUGGUGUUCUCCUCUGAGAGUCUGAUCUGGCCUGACAGACACCUGGAGGACAAACACCCCCACGUCAGAGAGGGCAACAGGUUCCUGGGGUCAGGAGGUUUCAUUGGCUACCUUCCCAACAUCAAAGAGCUGGUUUCUGAUUGGACGGGUGAAGACAGUGACAGUGACCAGCUGUUCUUCACCAAGAUUUACAUCGAUCCAGCAAAAAAAAAAUCCAUAAAUAUCACUUUGGACAGCAAAUGCAGACUGUUCCAGAACCUGCACGGGGCCCUCGAUGAGGUGGUACUGAAAUUUGAGGACGGUAGAGUACGAGCCAGAAAUGUGCUAUAUGAUACCCUACCAGUCAUUGUCCAUGGGAAUGGACCAACCAAGCUGCAGAUCAACUACCUGGGUAACUACAUCCCCAACUCGUGGACAUUUGAGACAGGAUGCACAGUGUGUCACGACGAUCUUCACCCCCUCACUGCUCUCAAGGAGAGCGAAUACCCACUGGUGGCAAUUGGCAUCUUCAUCCAGCAGCCCACCCCCUUUGUCUCUGUGUUUUUCGAACGCCUACUGAAAAUGCAGUAUCCUAAGAACAGGCUGAAACUCUUCAUUUUCAGCCAGGAACCCCAUCAUGAGCGCCACGUCACCUCUUUCCUGCGGGAUCAUGGGAGCUUAUAUCGGGAUGUCCGGGUCCUGGGGCCUGAGGAGGAGAUGGAUGGAGCUGCCUCCCGCAACCUUGGCUUUGACAUGUGCCGCAAGGACGAGGACUGUGACUACUUCUUCAGUUUGGACAUCGAGGUGGUCUUAAAGAAUGAUAACGUACUCAAAAUCCUCAUCGAACAAAACCUUCCCAUUGUUGCGCCAAUGAUAACUCGAGUGGGUCGACUGUGGAGCAACUUCUGGGGAGCUCUCAGUGCAGACGGCUACUACGCCAGAUCUGAGGACUACGUGGACCUUGUUCAAGGACGGAGAGAAGGUGUGUGGAACGUCCCGUAUGUGACUAACGUUUACCUGGUGAAGGCCAGUCUCCUGCGAACAGAGCUCACCGACUACGAGCUGUUCAACUCUCACAUCUUAGACCCUGACAUGGCAUUCUGCCACAACGUACGCAUCAAGGGAAUCUUCAUGUAUGUGACCAACAUGCACACAUUUGGUCGCAUCUUGUCGACAGAUAACUAUCAGACCAGCCACCUCCACAAUGAUCUGUGGCAGAUCUUUGAAAACCCACAGGACUGGGAGGACCGUUAUAUUCAUGAGAACUACUCGCUCAUUAUGAAAACCAACCUGAUGGAAACUCCGUGUCCUGAUGUCUACUGGUUCCCAGUGUUUUCUGAUAUUGCCUGUAACCACUUGGUUGAGGAGAUGGAGAACUUUGGUCAGUGGUCCGGAGGAGCCAAUACGGACACCAGAAUUCAGGGUGGUUAUGAGAACGUCCCCACCAUUGACAUCCACAUGAAUCAAAUCAACUUUGAUAAGGAAUGGCGUAAAUUCUUACUGGAGUACAUCGCACCCAUAACAGAGAAAAUGUUUCCUGGCUAUUACACACAGGCUCAGUUUGACUUGGCCUUUGUAGUUAGAUAUAAGCCAGAUGAGCAGCCGUCUUUGAGGCCACACCAUGACGCCUCCACUUUCACUAUAAACCUUGCACUCAAUCAAAUGGGCGUUGAUUUUCAGGGUGGUGGAUGCAGGUUCCUCCGCUACAACUGCUCUGUCCAGGCCCCCCGUAAAGGCUGGGCCCUCAUGCACCCGGGCCGCCUCACCCACUACCACGAAGGCCUGCCGACCACUGGAGGCGUCCGCUACAUCGCGGUGUCCUUUGUGGAUCCUUGAAAUCCCAAAGGCAGCGACACCAGCACCGGCAAGUCCAGACCAGAGAGGACACACAUGGUCCAUCACAGCUGCUCUGUAUCCUCUGAUUUUUUUUCCAUUCAUUUCCUAGUUCUGUACACCAUCUAUGACUCAAAGAACUGUCAGCAGCAGCCUUUCAGAGCUCAGAUAUAACCACUCUUCAUUCAAACCUUCAUAGACAACACAAGCUUUUAUCACCAGUGACCUGCAGAUGUCUGAAUGAGAGCAGAACCACAACACAAAUUCAGUGACUCAUCUACACACACAUAUGAGUUCACACUAAGUCGAUUAAGCCUAUCCACUCCACACGACUCUCUCUGUGUUUCUCGGUAUAGCAGGUUUAGAUCUUAUGUGGCCCUGCGACACGCCAGUGCUGCACACCAGAAGCAAUUUGCUUGAUGUCGAGACAGAAAGAGGCAACAGCUGUAUUGCCUAAGUAAAGCAACACUGCGACAAACACAAAAGAAGAGGCCACGACAAGUUUCAGAAGUGAACUCUUCUGCUCGAAAACAACACGGUUGUUCAGUAGUUGAGAUGAGAUGGAUGCUUAUUAGCCCCGCCCACCCCUGCACUACUGGUGAACACACACACACACUCCCUCGGGCAGCAGGUAUGAUUGUAUUGCUUGAUGAAGGAGGCAGCAUAAAAAUAAGGUUUCAUUGUUUCCUUGUUUCCGUUCAUGGAAUUUAACCAGAGGCAGAAUGACAUAAAUGUACACACACAACCUGCAUGUGCAACAAACGAUUACAUUCAAAAGUUACAUUACAUAUUUACUGCUCUGCUGCCCCCUACAUGUUUAAGAAAGUAGCUUUUUCUUUUCUAUGCAGAUAAUGCACUACACAAUCAUAACAAUCCCUGUUAGGAGUGAAAAUGUCUUCCGGGAUAUGGAAUUUACUGAAACUGAAAUGACCACAGAGAGACUUAGGGGAUGAGGAAUAUUCCAGGGUGGGAGCUGAUGUGAAUCCAGUUUCUAAUUGAGUCAUGACUGAAUUGUGCUGUGUGUCAUAUGAAAUAUAGGAAGAGAAGGUGUUUAAGAGCUGUCUUGAGUCUACAGCUUCACUCGACUUUUGUUUUUGGCCACAUCCGCACGGACAAAAUAUAAACAAUCUUUUUGAGAAAGUUUCCUGGUUCAGGAAAUGUCCCCAUCCAGCUUUUCCCUCUCUUUUCUGCGUGGAUGAAACAAAAAAAAAUCUAUGCAGAUUGACCUACACUCAUUUCCGUGUGGACGGACCGUUAGUUACUUGCUCCACUGAGGCCUGUGACAACAGGCCAGUGUUAACUGCUGAGUCAUGGUCGGGUGUUUUUAUUAGAUUAACAGGUAACAAAGAUACAGAGCAGCUUUCUUUUGGAUCAGUCUAAAGACGGUUUGGUCUUGGUCGUGUGGUGCCUCUCAGGAAAUCACCAAAAAUUCACUUCUUUACAUGAUUUUGUGAAAACUUCAUUUCACCAAGUUCACAAAGUGCCUUCAUCUAUUUCAGUUCACUUCUGUUGUGACUCUGUUGAACCGAGACACUCCAAUGCCUGUUACUUAUUUAUUACCUUUUGUUCUUAUGUAUUGGAUUUGCUAAAAACCAAAACUCCAUGUUUUUUUAUAUUUGCAGUUUCACUGCCAUCUUGACAUUUCAUAUUGGAACCAGUGCUGAUGUUUUUUUUUCCCCUUCGUAUUCACUGAUUCUGAUACUCAGUCAGCCGAGUUUACAACAGCAUCAUAUUCACACUUGUCAUUUGUCUCCAUUAAUGUGCUAAACAGAAAAUAAAAGUGAAAAUGCCAAGUGAA